GAAGAGCAGGUCAAAUGGCUGCAAGAUGCCAGCAACUCCGUGAAGAGGAAUGCCUUCUACAUGAAGCGUGCCCUGGACGAGGACAACCUCAGGGAGGCACUGCGAUUCUCGGCUGCCAUGCUUGUGGAGCUGCGCACAUCCCUGCUGACACCUCAAAAGUAUUUUGAGUUGUACAUGCAAGCUUUUGACGAACUCCGUCAUCUUGAGGCAUUCUUCAAGGAGGAACACUCGAAAGGCAGAUCAUAUGCGGAUCUGUACGAGCUUGUCCAGCACGCCGGAAAUGUGCUUCCGCGGCUGUACCUUCUCUGCACAGUCGGCUCAUGUUUCAUCCGCUCAAAAGAGGCACAUGCCAAGGAUAUUCUCAAGGAUUUGGUGGAGAUGUGCAAGGGUGUGCAGCACCCCACCCGAGGGUUGUUCCUGCGAUCCUACCUGUGCCAGGUGUCCCGCGGGUUGCUCCCUGACACAGGCUCAGAGUAUGAGGGUGAUGGUGGCGACAUAAAUGAUGCCCUGGAAUUUCUGCUGCUGAACUUCACAGAGAUGAACAAGUUGUGGGUACGCAUGCAGCAUCAAGGCAGCGGCAAGGACAGAGAAAGGAAAGAAGGUGAACGCCAGCAGCUCGCAGACCUCGUUGGCAAGAACCUCACCUACAUCAGUCAACUGGAAGGGCUCGACUUCAAGCUCUACCAGGAUGUUGUCCAGAGCCGAAUGAUGGAGCAGGUCGUCAGCUGUAAGGAUGAGAUUGCGCAGCAGUAUCUGAUGCAGUGCAUCAUUCAGGGCUUCCCUGAUGAGUUCCACCUUGGCACACUGCCCACUCUCCUGGCAGCUCUGCCAGAGCUGCAGUCCGGCGUCAAAGUCCACCUCGUCCUGGCAUCCCUCCUUGAUCGCUUGUCCAGGUUUGCCGCCACAGAUGCCUCAGUUGUGGAUCAGUUCAACGACAGCGACGCAUUUGGUCAACUGUUGGGCGCUGCGACGAGGGUGUCAGAGCAGCACACCGAGAUGCCUGGUGCAGACAUUGCAGCCAUGUAUAUUUCCCUGGCAAACUUCGUUGGAGCAGUGUAUCCAGAUCACCUCGAUUACAUUGACCGCGUGCUGCAGUCCUGCCAUGAGGCACUGGAAGGUCAUGGGGACAUCAGGGAGGACAGGACAGAGAAGCAGAUAGUCGCACUGUUGACGUUGCCACUCACUUCCUAUGACCCCGUCACUGUUCUGGGCUUGUCCACAUAUCCCCGUGUCAUGUCACUCCUGAAGCCAGCCACCUGCAAGGCCAUGGCAGUCAAGAUUGUGCAAACGAUAUUGAAGGUUGGAACUGAGAUCAGCGAACCUGCACAAGUGGAGAUGCUGCUGGACUUCAUUGCUCCUCUUGUGGCUGAUGUCCACCUGGACGGAGGCGAUGAUGAUGAGGAGGACUUUGAGGAUGAGCAGGGGCUGGUGGCGCGGCUGAUCCACCGGCUGCGGGCCAGCGAUCCAGCACAGCACUAUGCAUUGCUGCAGACUGCCCGUGAGCGCUUCUCAGCCGGUGGCGCGCGCAGAUUGCGGCACACGCUGCCGCCUAUUGCAUUUGCUGCCUUGGGCAUCGUUGCUCGCCUGGCUGCUGCCGAUGAUGCCAAAGCAACAGGUCCUUCGCCGAAGGAGGUGCUGCAGUUUGUCCAUCAGUGUGCGGCGCAGCUUGCCGAGGCGGGUGAGAACGCAGAGAUGGCCCUGCAGCUCUUUCUCACGGCCGCACAGUCCGCCUCUGAGCAUGCCCGCCUUGAGCUCAUCGCUUAUGAGUUCUUCGAGCAGGCCUUCAUACUGUUCGAGGAGGCGAUCCCAGACAGCGCAUCUGAGCGGGUGGCUCUGGCCAGCAUCACAGGGGCCCUGCAGCGGUGCCGCAUCUUCCCCGCUGAGCCCAGAGCCACACUUGUCCACAAAGCCACUGGGUAUUCUGCCAAACUGCUGCGGAAGGCUGACCAGUGCCGAGCUGUCCUGGCCUGCUCUCACCUGUACUGGCAGUCGCACAUUGUGCAGGUGCAAGAUGGGGAACAUGUGAUGAUGUGCCUGAAACGUGCACUGAAGAUUGCACACGCGGCACAGCAGCAGCUGGCUGUUGCGCUGCGUUCGUCUGAUACUCUGCCUGCAUGGCUCUUUGUGGAGAUUCUGAACCACUACCUGUACUACUUUGAUCAGGGGCUGUCAUCAAUCAGCGCCUCAGUCCUGCAGAACCUGUUGGAGUUGGUGGCCAAUGAGAUGGCCGGAGAGAAUUGCCAGGCAGAUGCCGGUUUGGUUGCAUUCUACAAUACUACCCUCGCACACAUCGCUGCUCAGAAAGUGAAGCCGGAGAAGGCCAGCCUGUAUGAGGCCCUGCAGAUAUAA
Messenger RNA from Coccomyxa subellipsoidea C-169, 2349 nucleotides. Its product is annotated as vacuolar protein sorting-associated protein 35. Gene Ontology annotation, biological process: intracellular protein transport; retrograde transport, endosome to Golgi. The record is from RefSeq and is a predicted model, not a curated record. The transcript has 15 exons. Lineage: Eukaryota; Viridiplantae; Chlorophyta; Trebouxiophyceae; Coccomyxaceae. Gene Ontology annotation, cellular component: retromer complex; late endosome; retromer, cargo-selective complex. The annotation marks the transcript as partial.